Molecule: messenger RNA, 213 nt
Organism: Triticum turgidum subsp. durum (durum wheat)
Lineage: Eukaryota; Viridiplantae; Streptophyta; Magnoliopsida; Poales; Poaceae
Source: the annotation of a GenBank genome assembly
AUGGCGCCACCUAGUCACCGCAAGACGUCGUGGCCGGAGGUGGUGGGCAUGCCGGCCACGCCGGCGGUGAUGAAGAUCAUGACGGACAGGCCCGACCUCUCCGUGGAGGUGCUCCCGCCGGGCACCAAUCUGCUCCCCGGAGCCAACCCUGGGCGUGUCCGCGUCUUCAUCGACGCUCUCGGCGCCGUCACCAAGACCCCUGUCAUCGGCUAG